Thyridium curvatum is the source of this 3636-nucleotide messenger RNA. RefSeq lists its product as uncharacterized. Gene Ontology annotation, cellular component: nucleus. The transcript has 3 exons. Gene Ontology annotation, biological process: error-prone translesion synthesis. The coding region runs from base 1 to 3636 and encodes 1211 amino acids. The record is from RefSeq and is a predicted model, not a curated record. NCBI's taxonomy places the organism in Eukaryota, Fungi, Ascomycota, Sordariomycetes, Thyridiales, Thyridiaceae. Gene Ontology annotation, molecular function: DNA-directed DNA polymerase activity; damaged DNA binding.
AUGAGAUCACUCGGGAUAUACAGCCUCGGCGCACUGCUGGGCGCAGGCCUGGCGCGGGCCAAUGCACCGCCCGCCAAGCCGUGCGCCACCGGCGCUUUCUCCGGCGUCCUGCCGCCCGAGGCCACCGUCCUCUCGGCCGUCUCUGUGCCGGCGGGCGGCUCCUACGGCGAGGGCCCGGCCGACAUCGCCUACCCCAUCAACCCGACCAACCUGCCCGAGCUCUGCGCGCUCAUCGUCAACGUCAGCAGCUCGGCCAGCUCGUCCUUCCGCUUCGGCGUCUUCCUGCCGGCCGACUGGAACGAGCGCAUGCUGACGAUCGGCAACGGCGGGUUCGCGGGCGGCAUCAACUGGCUCGAGAUGGGCACGGGCGUCAAGUACGGCCACGCCGUCGUCUCGACCGACACGGGCCACAACUCGACGGCCGGCGACAACGAGUGGGCCCUGCGCGCCGAGGAGAAGCGCAAGGACUUUGGCUACCGCGCCAUCCACGGCUCCGUCGCCAUCGGCAAGAAGAUCGUCGCCGCCUACUACGGCAAGGGCAUCGCCUUCUCGUACUACUCGGGCGGCUCGACCGGCGGCCGCCAGGGCCUCAAGGAGCUCCAGCUGCACGCCGACAGCUUCGACGGCGCGCUGAUCGGCGCCCCGGCCUGGUGGACGAAGCGCCUGCAGCCGUGGACCACGCGGGCCGCCAUCUGGAACCUGCCGGUCGGCAGCCCGAACCACGUGCCCGUCGAGCUCUUCAAGGUCCUCGAGGCCGAGGUCCUGCGCCAGUGCGACGCCGCCGACGGCGUGGCCGACGGCAUCGUCUCGGCGCCCGAGGCCUGCAGCUUCGACUUCUCGGCGCUCGCGUGCAAGGCCUCGGGCACCGAGAACGCCUCGUCGUGCUUCACCGAGGCGCAGAUCGAGACCAUGCGCCACAUCUACGCGCCCUACACCAUCGGCGACGAGCUCGUCUUCCCCGGCGCCGAGCUGUCCUCCGAGUCGCAGAUGCCCUUCCUCUUCGGCGGGUCGGCCCCGUCCUCCUACGGCGACGGCUACAUCCGCAACUUCGUGCUCGACGACCCGGACUGGACGUGGCAGCAGUACAACGACAGCCUCAUCGCGCUGUCCGACGCCAGGGACGCCGGCGGCUGCACGGCCGACGGCUUCGCCGCCAUGAAGCAGUUCGCGCGCGCCGGCGGCAAGCUGGUGCUGUACCACGGGCUCGCGGACGCGCUGAUCCCGCCCGGCUCGGCGCGCGUGCUGCGCGACAAGAUCAGGGCGGCCAUGAGGGCCGCCUGCCAGGAGACGGACAGCUGGUUCCGGUUCUUCCUGGUGCCCGGCAUGCAGCACGUGCAGGGCACGGCGGUGGGCGCGCCCUGGUACUUUGGCGGGUCCGGGCAGGCGGCGGGGCUGACGGCCGGUAAGGGCGGCGCCCCGGGCGACGUCGUGGCCGGGCUCGGGGAGCUGGGGCUGCGGGACGCCAAGCACGACCUGAUGCUGGCGAUGAUGGAGUGGGUGGAGAAGGGCAGGCCCAUCGACGAGAUGGUCGCCACGUCGUGGAACGUGGAGAGGGACGUCACCUCCGGGGUGCUCAGGCAGAGGGUGUUGUGCUCGGAGCCCAAGAAGCAGGUGUUCAUCGGGGGUGACGAGAAGAAGUUGGAGAACUGGAAUGCGAAUGCUGUGGAUGGCAACUCCCUGCACAUCUUGACCUUGGAUGGUCGCAUCGCCGACAUGAUGACGACAACAAACAGUCCUCCCGUGGAUGUGGAUGGAUCAACCAAAGAGGAGAUAGAUGAGACGUCACCAGAGCACAAAACACUCAAGUACUCCCUGCUAGGCCCGUCACUCUUGAAGGCUGGCCAGGAUGCAGUCGAUCAAUCCAAGGUCUCUGAGAUUAUCUACAACGCGUCAAAAGGGUCCAAGUUCUUCAACCGCGAAGAAGUCAAGGACAAGAUCCUCACGCAAAAGAUCGACCAGAUCCUUGCGAAAAAGGCCCGCCUCGAGAAGCUUGACCUCUCCCACGAACUGCGCCAGGCCGACACCCUCAUCGCGCAACUCGAGCUCUCCCGCGACCUGUCCCAGUACAUCGUCCACGUCGACUGCGACGCCUUCUACGCCGCCGUCGAGCUGCUCGACCGCCCCGAGCUCGCCCACGUGCCCUUCGCCGUCGGCGGCGGCGUCCUGACGACGUGCAACUACGUGGCGCGCAAGUACGGCUGCCGCAGCGGCAUGGCCGGCUUCGUCGCCAAGAAGCUGUGCCCGGACCUCGUGAUGCUGAAGCUCAAUUUUGAAAAGUACACGGCCAAGGCGACCGAGGUGCGCGAGGUGCUGGCCGAGUACGACCCGCGCUUCGAGAGCGCGAGCAUCGACGAGGCGUACCUCAACAUCACCGAGUACUGCGCCGAGCGCGCCGUGCGGCCGGCCGACGCCGUGGCGCAGAUGCGGGCCGAGAUCUCCGAGAGGACCAAGAUCACCGUGUCGGCGGGCAUCGCCGCCAACGGCAAGCUGGCCAAGAUCUGCUCCAACAUGAACAAGCCCAACGGCCAGUACGUCCUGCCCAACGACCGCGUGGCCAUCAUGGCGUUCAUGAAGAACCUGCCCUGCCGCAAGGUGAACGGGAUCGGGCGGGUGUUUGAGCGAGAGCUGGCGGCCAUCGGCGUCAAGACCUGCGGGGACAUCUACGACCAUCGGCAGUACCUCAGCAGGCUAUUUGGUGAGAAGGCGUUUGAAUUUCUGAUGCACUGCUACCUCGGCCUGGGCCGGACCAGGAUCCAGCCGGCAGAAGAGUACGAGCGGAAGAGCGUGGGCACCGAGAGCACAUUCGGCGACAUAUCAGACCCCGAAAAGCUGCGGGAGAAGCUGCGCUGGACGGCGGAGGAGCUGGAAAAGGACAUGAAGCGCGCCGAGUGCAAGGGCCGCACGUUGGUGCUCAAAGUGAAGCUGCACACGUACGAGGUCUUUACGAGACAAGUGGUCACUCCAAAGGCCAUCUCCCUGGCCGACGACCUCUACAACUACUCGCUGCCGAUCCUGGCGAAGCUGGAGCAGGAGAUGCCCGGCAUGAAGCUGCGGCUGAUGGGACUGCGCUGCACCCAUCUCGUCAGCACAAAGAAGCCCGACACAAUGGCGUUCUUUGGGCUCAGGCCCCGCCGGACAGAGUCGAGCGACUCGGACCAGCGUAGCAGUAAGCGAAAAGCGUCAGAAGAUGCCGACGGCGGCGCCGAGGAUGAGUGGGAACAGUGGCCGGAGGAGGAGCCCGACCAGUAUGACGUAGACGUGGACAGCGACGCGAAGCCAGGCACGGAAGAAGAAAGCCCCCAUCGGAGGCACGGUAAAGAGGUGGUGCCGAAUCCUAAGAAGAAAGACGCGCCGCCGCCGGAGGAGCUGUGGGACUGUCCGAUCUGCAGCCGGCCGCAGCCGGCCGACGAGAGGCAGUUCAACGAGCAUAUCGAUCUGUGCCUAUCGAGGCAGACGAUCCGCGAUGCGGUGCAGGAGGACAUUGGGGGGUCAUCGUCCGCAGCAGCAGCAACGACGAGCCGGGGUACGACUCCCGAGGCGUCGUCGAAGCGAAUCAAGACGGGCGGCGCGGAGAAGAAACGCGGCCGGCCUGCUGCGGCAGCAGAUCCGCGACAGAAGAAGCUAAGUUUUGGAUGA